ACCUGGUACCAUUACAUGAGUCCUAUCCUUUCGCAACUUGGCUCGCCUUUCAUGACAAGAUUUUUGCAUAUAUCCAUCAGGACCCUCGCUAACCGAACCAAAAUGGCGCUGGAACAGGUCUCGAGUGCAAAAUGCUUUGGCGGAUUCCAGAAGGUUUUCAAGCACAAAAGUUCAGAACUGAAGUGUGACAUGAACUUUGCAGUCUAUGUUCCUCCUCAGGCCGAAAAAGAGAAAGUUCCUGUUUUGUAUUGGCUGUCAGGCCUAACAUGCACUGAACAAAACUUCAUCUCAAAGGCUGGGGCGCAACGUACCGCAUCUGAACACGGUGUUCUGAUUGUGGCUCCUGACACAAGUCCUCGAUCAUGUGGUAUCGAAGGUGAAGAUGACAGCUAUGACUUUGGAACUGGUGCAGGGUUUUACCUUGAUGCAACAGAGGAGAAGUGGAAGACAAAUUACAGAAUGUUUUCCUACGUCACAAAAGAGCUCCCAGCUUUGAUUCAGAGUAACUUUCCAGUUCUGCCAGACAAGCAGUCAGUUUUUGGCCACAGCAUGGGUGGACAUGGAGCUCUAAUUUGUUUCCUUAAAAACCCAGGAUUUUACAAGUCGGUCUCAGCCUUUGCACCUAUUUGUAACCCAGUGAAUUGUCCAUGGGGACAGAAGGCAUUUACUGGAUACCUGGGUAGUAACAAGGAAGCAUGGAAGGAUUAUGAUGCUACUGAACUGGUGAAAAAAUACCCGGGACCACCUCCAGACAUACUCAUUGAUCAGGGAUUGGAUGAUGAGUUUUAUCCAAAUCAACUGCUUCCGGAAAAUUUUGUUGAAGCUUGCAGGUCAAAAAAUGUGCCGGUCACCUUGAGAAUGCACGAGGUAACUUGCUUAUUCUUAAAUCGUCUUUGUGAUGAUAUUAGCUAAGAAAGUGAGGAGAAAGAAGUAUUUAAAUUACCUUUUGUGAACAUUAAAUAGGAGGAGGUGGCGCUACUUAGCAUGAACAUGGUUGUUAGUUUCUUAUAAUUAUUGAUUAAAGAAACGCUUAGGAUGGGUUGGCGGGAAACUGAAA
This is a messenger RNA of Orbicella faveolata, 1057 nucleotides long. Its product is annotated as S-formylglutathione hydrolase-like. Lineage: Eukaryota; Metazoa; Cnidaria; Anthozoa; Scleractinia; Merulinidae. Gene Ontology annotation, biological process: formaldehyde catabolic process. Gene Ontology annotation, cellular component: cytosol. Gene Ontology annotation, molecular function: S-formylglutathione hydrolase activity. The record is from RefSeq and is a predicted model, not a curated record.